AUGCCGCGAAAGUCCUGUUUCGGCUUCGUUGAAAGCGACGAAGAAAUGAGUCGAAGUAUCGCGUUGCAGAGUGGAUAUUUCGACGCUUCUGUCCUCGAUGAAAAACCUUCGUCUAGAAUCUAUAAUGACGAUACGUCCAUGUAUUAUUUCCCUCACGAUAAACCCCCUGGCUACACCAACUACCCAUCGGUUACCCGCAAUGAGAGUCGCGACCAAGAGUUAUAUUGUGACUGCAGGAUGCGGCUGCGUUCUGCGGAAGAAGCUAGAGAAGCAAUGGAACCUGGGCCAGAAAUCUCCGCGCUUCGGACGUGUUGGAGUGGCUCCAUGGAUUCCAUAUCUCGUAGUAUCAAGAAGAUGCAUAUCAAACAGCACUUGACGGUGAAUGCUGAAAGCACUGCACAAAUGGAGACUGCGGCUAUGGGUAUCAAUAUCAGACAACAUUCAGUUUGUUCGUCCUACGAGCACUUUCCGGACGGAAUGACGAAUUGUAGGAACCAAGAACAUGCAACACUGAAAGCACAAGGAAUUUUGAACUUGCGACAGCGUCAGCAUAAGUGGACGAACACUAGCAAGACCAGCCUCUGCAAAAGGAUCGUCGAUGCACAUAUUUUCAAAUCGGCCAGAACGAUAAAGAAAAACGACGAGGAAAUGGAGAUCAGCUUUGAGGCUAUGGAAAACGAUUCGUAUAGGGUCUAA
Phaeodactylum tricornutum CCAP 1055/1 is the source of this 696-nucleotide messenger RNA. RefSeq lists its product with no specific name. The record is from RefSeq and is a predicted model, not a curated record. The transcript has a single exon. The coding region runs from base 1 to 696 and encodes 231 amino acids. NCBI's taxonomy places the organism in Eukaryota, Bacillariophyta, Bacillariophyceae, Surirellales, Neidiaceae.